This is a messenger RNA of Zingiber officinale, 2538 nucleotides long. RefSeq names its product LEAF RUST 10 DISEASE-RESISTANCE LOCUS RECEPTOR-LIKE PROTEIN KINASE-like 1.2. The transcript has 4 exons. Bases 112 to 2145 code for a protein of 677 amino acids. Gene Ontology annotation, biological process: protein phosphorylation. The record is from RefSeq and is a predicted model, not a curated record. Gene Ontology annotation, molecular function: protein kinase activity; ATP binding; polysaccharide binding. Lineage: Eukaryota; Viridiplantae; Streptophyta; Magnoliopsida; Zingiberales; Zingiberaceae.
CGAAGAGAGGCUACAACCUACCCCUUCGUUCUGCUCGACAAAAGGAAGAGAAGCCGCCUCUUUUUCCCCUAAUUCCACUGCUCCUUCCUUACGAAUCACCACCGUCUGGGAAUGGCUGCUGGAUUCCGAUCACCAUCGCCGCUUCUGCCGCAGCUUCUUCAAUCUCUUAUCGUCCCCAUCCUUAAUUGCCUUCUCAUGCUCUUGCCCGUCGCCUCUCACGGCGGCUUCUCCUGCCCAAACUCGACGUCGGUACCCUGCGGCAACGUCAGCAUCUCCUACCCGUUCCGGCUGUCGUCUGAUGAGCCGGAACAGAUCGCUCCCUACUGCGGCUACCAAAGCUUCACGUUGACCUGCCGCCAAAGUGACAUCCCAAUCCUGCGCCUCGGUGACGACGACUACAGGGUCUUAGACAUCAACUACAAUUAUUCAGACGUUUCUCUCGUCGACGGCGUUAACAACGGUGGCGUGCCGGAGACUUGUUCCACAGUCCACCAAAAUGUCACCUUGCCUUCCAACUUAUCUUUAUCCUACGCUGACGCUGACGACGAAGUCAAUCUCGCCCUCUUCUUCGACUGCACUACUUUCAGUAGACGGCCAAUUUCCGUGAUCCCCUGCCUUCAAUUUGAUGAGUCCGAAUGGGAAUUCAAGUAUAGUUACUACGACGACCCUGUCCCUAUGUACUGCCAUGAUGAUAAUGAGACAGUUUUGGCGGCCCUGGAAACCUACGUGGGGAAUGAGCUUGGGAGAAAAUAUGCACAAAUAUUGCAUAAUGGGUUCGAGUUUCAUUGGAAGACGGAAACCGACGAAAAUUGUUCUUACUGCGAGAGCUCAGAUGGCCGUUGUUGGUAUAAUAUCCACGAUGCCUCUCUCGCUCUCACCUGUUUCUGUUCGGGCGGAAAGAUUGAAGUGCUCCCACGUCAAAGGAAGAAGCCUACAAAAUUGAUAAUUGGAAUUGUAAUAGGUGCUUUGGCAGCAGUUGGGCUGCUCUGUGCUAGCAUUCUCUUCUGCAGGUACAAGAAGAAACGAAACUAUUUAGCAGCCUCGAAAACCUUCGCUAGUAGUGCCUCUUCGGGGCCAUCAUCCAUGGACCCUGAAAAAUAUAGUGUCCAUUUCCAAACCAACCUCUUCUCAUAUGAUGAGCUACAGGAGGCCACCAAUGGCUUUGAUAAAGAACUGGGAGAUGGAGGUUUUGGCACAGUUUAUAAAGGAAAGCUUCGAGAUGGCCGUGUCGUUGCUGUCAAACGUCUAUAUGAGAACAACUGCAGACGGCUUGAGCAGUUCAUGAAUGAGAUUGAAAUCCUUUCUCAUGUUCGUCAUCAGAACCUUGUUGACCUAUAUGGCUGGACCUCACGCGAUAGUAAGGAGCUCCUGUUGGUUUACGAGUUUGUGCCAAAUGGCACAGUGGCCGACCACCUCCAUGGAUCCAGGGCUAGGGAGGGAAUAUUAACAUGGCCAAUGCGCCUAAAGAUUGCCAUUGAGGCAGCAGAAGCCCUUGCCUACCUUCAUGCAAUUGAUCCCCCAAUCAUUCAUCGAGAUAUCAAAACUAGCAACAUUUUGCUUGACAGCAGCUUCCAUGUAAAAGUCGCAGAUUUUGGACUUUCACGUUGGUUCCCUACCAACGCCACACAUGUCUCUACCGUGCCACAGGGAACCCCAGGAUAUUUGGACCCUGAGUACCAUCAGUGUUACCAACUCACGCACAAGAGUGAUGUGUAUAGCUUUGGAGUUGUACUUAUAGAACUCUUAUCCUCCAAACCUGCUGUGGAUUUCACUCGGCAUCGAAAAGAGAUCAACUUGGCUAACAUGGCACUAAAUAGGAUCCAAAAUGGUGAACUAGACCAGUUGGUGGACGAACACUUGGAAUAUCAAUCGAAUCAAGCUGCAACGAAGAUGGUCACAAUGGUAGCCGAAGUGGCAUUCAGGUGUCUGCAAGUUGACGGGUACAUGAGGCCACCCAUGAAGGAGGUCCUUGAGGCAUUGGUAGCCAUACAGAGCAAGGGGAACAAUGUAUCAAACGGAGGAAAGGAAACCGGUGACAAUGAAGACGAUGCAGGACUGCUGGAGAAUAUUGCACCAAUGUCGCCAGAUACGGUAAUGAACCAGUGGGUCAGUUCGACCACUACACCAAACACUAGCAAGAACUAGAUCCUGUAAUGUUUCUUCUAUAUUUUCCCAGGAGAAAACAGACUUCCACUAAAACACAUUUCUUGUACUUGUGCAGCAAUGUUUUGGAUUUGAUUAAAAGAAUGUAAAUGGUUAAAAGAGUUUAUCUAAAUUCUAUGCAUUGGCAUAUCCUUGUUGCAGAAUUUGAUAUCAUUGGUAAUAUUUGGUUUGCAGAAAUGAGUCAAUAAUGAUCAAUUCUACUCUUUUGUCACUUGUUUGCAAUGAAAUGUUCCAGUAUUAAGCCUUCCUACAAAACUAUGAACAUCAUUUUUCAGCAACUCAAAGUCACAUUUGACAGGUUCAAGGAUGAAUAGUUAAGAACAACCACUGAAAAAAAAAAAUCAUGCAACAUUAUAAAAUAUCUGAGCAAUGAAA